Molecule: messenger RNA, 1936 nt
Organism: Paramecium sonneborni
Lineage: Eukaryota; Ciliophora; Oligohymenophorea; Peniculida; Parameciidae
Source: the annotation of a GenBank genome assembly
UAAAGUUAUUAAUAAUUAUUAUGAAUCAAUAGUUUUAGCAGAACUGCCCAUUUUAAGGUAGGUAAUACGAUUUCUUGACAGAACCGGAUAACUAUAUAGAGAAGGGUAGAAAGAAGGGAAUAUAAUCAUUUGCAGAUUAUGUUAAUGCUCUUAAGGAGUGCAAACAGGGAAAGAUUCGUAGAUAUCAGACUGAAAUAAUAAAGAAAUCUCCAACACUUCCUAAACUUGAACCUGUGAUUCCAGAACUUUAGAAGAUGAAUGAACAUUUUGUAUUGAGCUCGAAUAGAAAUGUAGUAGGUUAACAAUGUGUAGGUAAUCAAACAGCAACUCCAAGAUGUAUGGUUCAUAUGCCAUUAUCAAUUACUCGAAAGUCAGUGAAUAGUCAAAAAUAAAUAAAAUUAUCUCCGAUCACCUCUAAGAGUGCUUUUUGUAUAAGAUCUCCACAGGAGGAAGAUGAUGGUCUAUUCUUGACAAAGAUAGGAGGAGAGGAAACAAUAAGAGGAAUAGCUAGAUUGUUUCAUUAAUAUUCACAACACCAUCCAUUAAUAUAGAGUAAUCAAUGAAAUAAUGUUUUAAGAAAUUGAUGAUCCUUAAAUGUAUGAAAUGAAAUUUGCUACAUUCUUAGAAUAUAUAAUGGGUAAACCUGUUUUCUUUAAUAUUGAAAAUCUAAAGUAGAAACACAUUCCAUUGUAGAUAACAAAUGAAUAAUAUAACCAGUUUAAGAGUUAUUUGAUUGUAAUUAAUAAAUUUAAAUUUGAAGAGUAGUUUUAUCAAAUGUAACAAGGGUCCUCCUGAGUUGAUAUUUGAGUUUAGUGCAUUAAUAGAAUAAUACAAAUAUUGUAUAAUAACAACUGAAUAAACAUUUGCAUAGAUUUUCAAUAAGAAAACAGAACAUAAUUUAGAAGAGACUCCUGAAUCUAUUGUAAAUUUGGCUGAUUAACAUUAUCAGAAGAUUUAGGAAGAUUAGACUUUAUGUGAAUAUUUUAUAGGAAUUCGAAUGGAUGAAUAGGCUAAGAAAUUAGGUAAAAUAGUGCAUUAAAUGAUGGGAUGGGAUUGUAGUGUAGAUUAUGUAUUAAAUUAUUUAAGGAAAUCUCAUUAAGCAAUGAAUUUAACUAAUGUACAUUUUACCUUGUUCAAAUGUUAUUUGAUAGAAUCAAUGAAAGAUAUAGGAUUAAAGGAAGAUUAAAUAGAAUUAAUAACAUAAAGAAUGGAUGGAUAUCGUAGUUGUAUAAUAAAUUAAGAUUGUUUACUAGAUUUCUACUUUUAAUCUUCUACUCUAUUUAAAGUUUAAGUAAAGAAGUAUGAGGUACUUUUAUAAAAAGAUCCCAGAUUUCGUAAUUUCCCUAAUAUUCAUGCAUUAUUAAGACAUGCUCAUUUUCUUCUCAAAUACGUUACUCAUUAACAUUAACCAUUAUUAACUAAGACUGAUCUUAAAACUUUACAUAAACAUUGCAUUAUUUAGAAUGAAUGGGUUGAUGCCUUUAGAGACAACUUCUUUCAUCUUAUUAAAAGCUAUACACUUGAUAGACUCAUUCUAUAAGAUUAUGCUGAUACUUGGUUUCAACUCAGAUAUAUUAUUAUGAAUCAAUGUACUAUUGAAAGUGUUGUUGGAUAAAGUGUUAUUGAUUCUGUGUAAUUCAAAAUAUAAAUUAAUUUACAAGAUAAUGAAGUUUAUAGUGAUCAUUUCAGAAAUGCAGAUUAUCAAAUCAAAUCUCAUAUCAAAAAAAUAAUUGCUUUUAUUUUCAAAAACUCUUAAAUCUAUAAAUCUAAUGACUUAAGGGUCAUCCAUUACCCACUCAAAAUUAACGAACAAACCUUUAAUUUAUUUGUUUAAUUAAUCAAAUAAGUUAUGCAAGAAGAAAAAGUCCCUCCUCAUCUCGUCCUUCUUGCUGAAUAGAUUUGUCAAUAUUUUAAGAAUAGCAUUUGCAAUCUGUGA